AUGAUAAAUUCUAUUUUUCAAAAUAUUAAUUAUAUUUUAUUAACUUUUAUAUUACUUAUUAUAAAUUUUAUUAAUUGUAAUAUUGGUAAUGAUACAGAAUACAAUACAUUUAUUAUUGUUCAAAAAGAAAAUUCUUGUAUUAAAAAUUAUAUAAUAUCACCAUGGAGUAGUUUUGAAGUUGAUGUUAAUUGUAUAAAAUUUUGUAUGAAUCGUGGAUGUACACAUUGUUGUAGAAGUAAAGAUUCUCCAAGAAAUAUUAAUUGUUUAGAAAAAGCUGGAUUUUUUUUACAAGGUACUGGAGAAUAUACACGAUUGUAG
This is a messenger RNA of Strongyloides ratti, 318 nucleotides long. RefSeq lists its product as hypothetical. The transcript has 2 exons. The record is from RefSeq and is a predicted model, not a curated record. Bases 1 to 318 code for a protein of 105 amino acids. Lineage: Eukaryota; Metazoa; Nematoda; Chromadorea; Rhabditida; Strongyloididae.